UUUCCGAGAAAGCACGGCUCCUACCGUACUAUUUUACGGUUACGUAAACGCGCCGGAAGAGCGGCGGUGGUGUGUUAAGUUGAAUGCACUGCAGUGUACGUUGUAGUGAAGUGAGUUCCAAAUUCGAAAAUUGAAAAAGUGUAUGUGACAGAAAUGUAAAGUGACAGUGACGAUGUGUUUCAAAUGUGAAAAAUAACAAAGUGAAGUGUAUAGUGAACUCAAAAUGGACAAAAAAGCGGCAAAAGAACUACCGGGUGUCACGUGCGGGCAAGUGCCACAGAAUCGGUGCGACGAUUCGCCGGAUUUGUCGCCGGAACCGUCGUUCGACGAGUUGCGGAACAGAUUCGACAGUGGCGCCACCAUGCAACAUGCAAUGAGACGCGAAAUCGCCUCGAACCCUGCUACGCAUGGCAGCGCUACUCGUCAAGUCGUUAGCGGGAAGGUUUUUAAGAAGUGCAAGAGCGCUACAUUUCAAAUAGAUGGCGCCACUUACACAAUCGUGGCGAGUCCGCCGGGCGGCGCGGGCGCUCCACGGGAGGAGGCACCACGCCCGCCGCCGCCCCCCGCGCCCCGCAACGGCACAUCCCCCAAACAAGGCGCGCUCACAAUAGUCCGCCGGUCGUCUAGUCGAAACAAGACCGAGAGUUGUUCAACGCCGACCGACGAACAACUAGAUCAACUCGACUUGGACACAGAACACUUGCCCGCCGUCGACACGCCCGAUGCCUGUGACAAAGCCGCACUUAGAUUACGCUAUCUCCUAAGACAAUUGAACAGAGGUGAAAUAUCGGCAGAAACACUACAAAAGAAUUUACAAUACGCCGCCAAAGUCCUCGAAGCAGUUUACAUAGAUGAAACCAAACCGGCAGUGGCGCGCCAGCAGUCGGCCCCAACCCUGGUGUUUAGGCGACUGGCUGACGAAGAUGACGAGCUGUCGGAAGUACAGCCGGAUGCCGUCCCACCUGAAGUCCGCGAGUGGUUGGCGUCCACCUUCACGAGGCAGUUGGCAACUUCGAAACGAAAGUCGGACGAGAAGCCCAAGUUCCGGUCAGUGGCGCACGCGAUCAGGGCUGGAAUCUUCGUCGACAGGAUUUACAGAAGGGUCACAAGUACGGCCCUUAUGCAGUUCCCGCAAGAUGUUGUGAGAGUAUUAAAGACGUUAGACGAAUGGUCUUUCGACGUGUUCGCACUUCACGACGCAGCCAGCGGAGCGCCUGUCAAGUACCUCGGGUACGAGCUACUCAAUAGAUACGGAAUGAUUCACAAGUUCAAGGUCCCUCCAACCAUUUUGGAGAACUUCCUCAGCAGAAUAGAGGAAGGCUACUGCAAGUUCCACAAUCCUUAUCACAAUAACCUGCACGCUGCUGAUGUAGCGCAGACCGUGCAUUAUAUGCUAUGUCAGACUGGCCUUAUGAAUUGGCUGUCAGAUCUUGAAAUCUUCGCUACUUUAGUGGCAGCAAUCGUCCACGACUUCGAGCAUACGGGCACCACAAACAACUUCCACGUAAUGUCGGGGUCUGAUACAGCGUUACUUUACAAUGACAGAGCAGUGCUAGAGAACCAUCACAUAAGUGCUGCAUUCAGGUUAAUGCGCGACGAGGAGUGCAACAUUCUCCAAAAUCUGUCUCGCGACGAAUUCCGCGAAUUCAGAACACUGGUGAUCGACAUGGUACUGGCAACAGACAUGUCCUUCCACUUCCAGCAGUUGAAGAACAUGAGAUCCCUGCUGUCGCUCGCGGAGCCAACCGUCGACAAGUCCAAGGCGGUGUCAUUGGUGCUACAUUGCUGUGAUAUUUCACAUCCAGCUAAGAGAUGGGACCUCCAUCAUCGGUGGACAAUGAGUCUUUUGGACGAGUUCUUCCUCCAAGGCGACAAAGAACGCGACUUGGGUCUUCCAUUCAGUCCUCUUUGUGACAGGAAUAACACUCUUGUGGCGGAAUCUCAAAUCGGGUUUAUUGAGUUCAUUGUAGAACCCAGCAUGGGUGUCUGCGCUGACAUGCUGGAGUGUAUAUUGGGACUGCACUCGAAUACUAAGAACUCGACCAGUACAGUUGGGCACGAUGCGAUUAAUGAGGAAAAUUCAGGGAGUGAAAGUAACAAAUUCAAGAUUAGGAAACCAUGGGUGGCCUGCCUCAGUGACAAUAAGAAAAUAUGGAAGGAACAAGCUGCUAAAGACGCAGAAGCCCGAGCCAAGCAGGAGGAGGAAAGCAGCAGCGCUACGGUGGAAACAGAAGAAUAAUAUAUGGCCACUCUUGUAAAUAGCAUUAAAUCUAGUUGUUAUAAUGUAUUGUAUUCUAUGUUAAAAAAAUGCUGAGAGGUGACGUUGUACGUGCGUCAUCGCUUCUUAAUAGUACGUUGCUAAUAAAGUUGUGUUUCACGCACAAAUAUAUGACUUGAAAGCACAAGCGGAUAGCCUGAUUGUAAAAUAACUCUAUGUGGAAGACAACAUAGUGAGCCAAUUUCGAAGAGGUGUUCUACUGCUGAGCGGUACUCGCCCGUAGUUUAAGGUACCUUAUGUGUUUAUUGUAAUUUGUCGUCAUUUACUUUAGAUUAUGUACUCCUGUUAUCUGUUUUAGAAUAAUUGUCAGUACCUUCUUUCUGAAGAUUCAUAAUGGUUAAGUAGGCAAUAAAAGACAGUUGCCCUACUUUAGAAUAAAAGGAAGUCAAAAUGACAUCUCAAGUAGCAACUUCACGUCCAUAUACACCUACUUAGUUAUUAAAUACUUGUACUUAUGUAUAAGAUCAUUUAUAAUAGGACAGUAAUACUUAACCUCACAAUGUGGUCUCCUCACGCUUAAUCAAUAGACCAUUAUUACUUGUCGUCAGUUGAACUUUGAUGGAAUUUACAUUUCUAACAUACUCAAUGUGUAUAAAGUUGUACUGUACCGACUUAUUUCGACAUAGGUGAUAAGCGCUAAAUGUAUGUACUUAUAGAUAACUUUAACAAUGCUGGUGAUGGAGCAAACAAUUAUAUCUUAAUGUCAUGUGCACUUCUCUUCAAUGAUAAAGAAACACCCCUUAUAGUCGGCGAGCUGAUGUGGUUUGGGCGAAAGAGACCAAUAUAAUAUAAUAGCUCUCUCUUUUACUAAACUGCAUCAGACCUCAAUGAUUGUAUAAAUAUUUAUAGUGAAAUUAUUAAAUAUAUUCAAAUAAAUAUACGUAGCUUAAAUAUUAGUGUUAAAUCUUACCCAUAUGAAAAAUACGCUUAUUAAUUUUAAUGUUUCCGAUUAAAUUGGAGAGUCUUGAUAUUCCUGACCAAAUGUUAUUUAAAAUAUGAAAUUAUUUUCUAUAUACUUAAACGCCAUCUCAAAUUCUAGGUAGACAUAUGUAGUUAGUACAUUAUUACCUAUAGUUAGUGGGAAAUUCAUAUUGAAAGAUUUAUGGGGUAUUGCUCUUUUGGUUAGCCGUAUUUACAAGGUAUUUAUUGAGCUAAAACGUUAGAUUUACUUAAGUACAUAAUAGGUACUUUUCAGAUACUUUUAAAUAGUGAUUGUGCUCAAAAUCAAUCCGAUGUAAAAAGAACAAAGCAUGCACCUUUUACAAAGCAUUAGACUGAUGGAAAAAGGCUUAUAGGUAAAUGAUUAUAUUUACCAAGGGGCGAUCUGGAAGUCUAUGUGUAGAAAUGAUCAUAAAUGUAUUGUAAAAGAUAUGGAGGACCCAAAGUAAAUGUACCGUCCUUCUUAGAAUAUCUAUCUUUUAUCGAAAAGAGCAACGUGAAUUUAUUGUUGGGAAGACAUUGAAAGGAUCAGGGCCAAACGUUUCGAUACUAUAAAUUGCCAAAUGUUUUGAACACGCUUAAAAUAAGAAUGUUAAAUUGAUUAACAUAAUAACAUCUGACUUACACAUUUCAGAGGCCUAGUUUUCCUGGUAGGUACAUGGGACCAUUCUCAUUGAAUAUCAAGUCAAAAGAAACCAUAAUCAUAAUAAUUUUAGGUCCCUAUUUAUUAUUUCAGGGAUUGUAAGGAUAGGUAUAAUCCAACUGGUGACGCUUAUUGUAGAAAUAUUAACAAUAGAACUUUUUAUAUAUUUAUCAUCUAUUUAAAAAAAUAAUAGACUUUAUGAGGAAUAAAUCUGUAUAUUGUGCAUUUAGUAUAUCAAUUGAUAGUUUGAUUAAGUGUAAUCAAAAUAGAAUGUAGUUAAUCGAUGCCAUUACGAUUGGGGAUAUAGCUUUAUAAAAAUGUAGUGUAUAUUACUGAGCCUUAUAACACAAUUAAUUAAUUGUUGUUUCUGUAAAUUAGCUUGCAGCAGGUUGUAGGCCCAUGAUCCAUGUAAUCGACUAAAUAGUAGUUAAUGUUUCUUCCUUUUAAAUAAUAAAUAAUAGAUUUGCUUUCGAAUAUAAAUGUCUACAUUCCGAUGCCUGAAGACUUCACUGCUAUUAUAAAGUUACCAAUUAAUAAAUAAAUAAAAAUACAUUAUAUGUGUAAGAUCACAUUUAAAAUUAAGAUUUCUGUCCAUAAGUUGUUUAUGUGUAAAACAGCCAGUUUGUGUAUAAUAAUAAUUAUGAUAUUGAUAUAGACAAAUAAAACUGUUAAUCCUUAUUAUUAACUUCUAUAUUCUUCAAGAACUGCAAGCAAAAAGACAUUUAAUAAUUACAAUCCUCUGCUAGUUUAUUAUAGAUCACAUAUCACAAAUAUAAUCACAAAAUCAAAGCACUUAUGAGAUCAGGAUUCCCAAUUAUUUCAUAGUAUCCACUAUAUAUAUAUAUAUAUCAAUUACUAAAUAUAUCAGCACAAAUGAUCCCAUAAUUAAUUCAUCUACAUAAAUAUUUUCAUUUAAGCACUCUCUUUUACUAUGUUAAUAAAAUUGAGUUUAACAAAUAAUUAAAAACUACCUAUAAUAAUAAAAAAAAAUAGUAAAAAUAGUGUUUAGAUGAAAUUUGUGGUAACUAAGAAUGCAUUUUGAUUUUGAAACUACCUAUUUAUACAAUGUAAUCUCAUUCUAAUAAUUAAAUUAUGAAUUUGUUUUAAUAACUUAAGGUUCUUUUUCUACAUUGUGUAAAUACAA
Messenger RNA from Galleria mellonella (greater wax moth), 5004 nucleotides. RefSeq names its product dual specificity calcium/calmodulin-dependent 3',5'-cyclic nucleotide phosphodiesterase 1A (gene Pde1c). The record is from RefSeq and is a predicted model, not a curated record. Gene Ontology annotation, biological process: signal transduction. NCBI's taxonomy places the organism in Eukaryota, Metazoa, Arthropoda, Insecta, Lepidoptera, Pyralidae. Gene Ontology annotation, molecular function: 3',5'-cyclic-AMP phosphodiesterase activity.